This is a messenger RNA of Branchiostoma belcheri (Belcher's lancelet), 765 nucleotides long. RefSeq lists its product as uncharacterized. Gene Ontology annotation, molecular function: nucleic acid binding; RNA-DNA hybrid ribonuclease activity. The annotation marks the transcript as partial. The record is from RefSeq and is a predicted model, not a curated record. Lineage: Eukaryota; Metazoa; Chordata; Leptocardii; Amphioxiformes; Branchiostomatidae. The transcript is spliced from 2 exons.
AUGCUGUUGGCCCCUGUUCGCAAAGCAGUAGCCGCUAAGUCCAACAACUAUGAGGGGGAACUGGAGGGACUUCAUCUGGCCAUAGACACCAUCACCCGCAGACAAACCACAAGCAAGAGAGUACUCAUCCUCUGUGACUGCAAAGCAGCAAUAGAGAACGUCAUAGGAGUACAGCAGGUGGAAGCCUACAACGCCCUGGUACACACCAUCAGAAACAAGCUACAAGCACUCCGACAGCAAGGUAUCACCACACAAAUCACAUGGUGCCCAGGGCACAUGGGUAUCUCUGGUAAUGAAAUCGCAGAUAACGAAGCUAAACUUGCAGCCAACGAGGCAUCAACCAACCCCCAAAACAGCACAUCCUGGACCAAGCAUCAAGCCAUGAAACACAUUGAAACAAAAGCACAUGAGAGAUGGGAUAGAAGAACAGAACUCAACACGACAAGUCAACACAUGCUGAAGAUAGGAACAAACAUGAAGAAGAAAGGCAGAGCACUUGGUAGAAGAAGCACACAAGUCACCAUCAACCAGCUGGUGAGCGGGCACACCAGACUCAAUGCGUACCAGAACUGGAAAAACCCUGAAGUCUCACCAUACUGCCCAAACUGCGACGCUCUGGAGACCACCAACCACUACCUGUACCACUGCCCCCGCUAUGAGAACGAAAGGCAUCACAUGCUGAUGGAAGCAGACAACAUUCACGAGACCUACAACACAGCAAAGGAAGACAGAGACACGGACAUCGUCACACUGGCCGGAAUGAGA